This is a messenger RNA of Microcebus murinus (gray mouse lemur), 2375 nucleotides long. NCBI's taxonomy places the organism in Eukaryota, Metazoa, Chordata, Mammalia, Primates, Cheirogaleidae. The record is from RefSeq and is a predicted model, not a curated record.
AUGGCCGAAGACACGCUAACUACUCUGUCGCAAGUCACCUUUAGAUGGUGGAAGAUCUCUCUAAGGAGUGAGUAUCGAUCAACAAAACCUGGAGAAAUAAAAGAAACCCACGAAGACUUCCUAGAGAAUUCACACCUUCAAGUUCAAAUUGCCGUAGUAUUUGGUGCCAAAAUAGUAGAGUAUGUCUUCAAUUUGUGUGAAGGCAAAUUAGACUUCCUUGAACGGCUCUCAGACAAUUUACUCCUGCGUAUCAUAUCUUAUCUGGAUCUUGAAGAUGUUGCCAGGCUUUCUCAAACAUCACGCAGAUUUGCAAAGCUGUGCAUGUCUGACAAACUGUGGGAGCAGAUAGUUCAUUUGGCCUGUGACAACGUCACUCCUGACAUGAGGGCCCUGGCAGAGGACAUCGGCUGGAGGCAGAUGUUCUUCACCAACAAGCUCCAGCUCCAGCGGCAGCUCCGCAAGAGGAAGCAAAAACACGGAAACCAGAUUGAGGAGCAGCUUUAGGACGUUUUCCUACUAGCAGGAGAGCUGAGGCAUGCAUGGCUGUGGUUCCCUUCCAUGUCCGAUGCUCUUCUGUCUCUUUUUCUUAAGAACUGAGAGGUUUUGCUGAUUCAAAGAGCCAUUUGAAAAGCAUAGAGGAUUUGCGCCCAAAUGCAGCAGAACCUGGCUACCCAGUGCCUUGCUCGAAUCACUAUCUCUGUUGUUCUUACGGCAAAUCGUGGCCCAAGUACAAGGGCUGCAAGACAGGAAGCCCUAUCCUGACACCCAUGAGAAAAGUGGCUUCUGCAAUAUAUAAGAAAACAAUAAAUGAUUAUUAACAAGUUUUUAAAAAAUCAGAUAUCUACUUUAUCUAACGAUUCAAAAGAGUAACUCUGGGCUUUUGAAUGCUUUCCUGGUGUCGUGUCAUCUGAGCCCAUGCGUGGAGUAGGUAGCUGAGUGAGUAUCCCCACAGGGAACUAUGAGGGGCAGGUGCCACGGAGGGCACUUGGGUGAGUGCAGCUGUCUUCCCUACUUAGUUUCGCUAAGUCAAUAUUCGGGGCCCUGUCCUUGUGGGCCUGGGACACCUGGCUCCGUCCCCCUAGUAGACAACCUCUGACCUGGCACUAGGGCUUGGCUAGAGAAGUCCAGGCAUUCUGCUUGCAGACUCUGUUCAAAGUACAACUUUCCAAGACUUCACAUUGUUAAAUAAACCUAUACACAGUUCUUAGAGGGAUGCUGUUUCCCCAAAGAAAGUGGACAGCUACCACUUUUCACAAGGAUUUUAAAGAACAACAAUCUAUAGGUAACUAAGUGAAAAUGUAAGUACAGUUUGCAUUCUGUUAACAUGACAGAGGGGUAAAAACAGUACAGUCUUAGGGGAGAAAGAUCUACCUUACUGAGAAGGGUUACUUAAAAAUUCUUUUCUCCUUGCUUUUUCAUAAUGAUUAAAUACCCUCAGAUAAUUAACUAACUCAUAGUAGCAAAUAAUCUAAUGACUCUUUUUAGGUCACAGAACAAAGUUGCUUUCUACCUCCACCUCGCCUUAUUAACCUUAUAAUGUCUUCUUCCCUGCAGCCUCUACUUUCCUACCCAGGAAAAAUAACAUCUCCUCUGCCAGAGAAACACCCCAGGAUGUACCACGCCCUCCCGAAUGGUGCAGAGUGGUGGACUCUGGCUCUUCUCCUCACCUAAGUCCUUCCAGAAGAGCUCAACAGUAUGGCUUAGUGACAGAUAUGUUUUUAAAAAACUAAACUUGUGUUAAUAUCAAACCAGAUUUCAACCCUAAUCCAUACACCCUUAAAACCCGGUCACCUUGCUCCCCAGUGCCAAUUUGAGACUUCAACCUAGACCUGUGUGCUUCUCAUUCUUAGAGGUCCACAGUCAUGAGUUUCCAGGGACAUCUGGGAAGUCAAAUGCCAUCUGCUUCCUAGCCGAGGAGGGGUCCAUCAGAGUGGUGUCUGGAUUCAGUCCAAGCACAGAGCAAAGGUUUAAUCAUGGAGAGACUCAGGCCUCAUUGUCUGUGUAGGUGCCCAGAAUGGAGCUCCGAGGGCAGGAGGUCACGUCUCUGCAUGGCUUCUACUGCCUUGUCUCUCCCUGAGCUUCCAGACUUCACUCACGGCCCGGGCUUCAGUGACAGAACACAGGUCAAUACCGUGAGUACGCACACAUGGCCACAAUUUGGUAUGUCAACAUAAAUAUGUCACUUCAACUCACUUGUAACAAAUCAAUGUGAAAUGUCAGCAGCUUAAAGUUUCAUGUGUGGUGUUUUAUCAACAGACUGAGAUUCUGAAAUCUUAUGGACGUGCAUAACAGUCAAGAUUCAACAUGAAUCAAUACGAACAUAAAUAUGGCCAUUUGAAAAUACUUUAUAUAUCAAUAUACAUAUAUAUUUUAUA